AUGAAGAUCCUUGAGGCUCAGUCAGCCGUUCUGACCAACUACGAGGUCUAUCAGCACUUGACGGAACGCAAGCUCGGCCAGAAGAAGCGUGGAGAGCGCCGCGGCCCUGGCAACCUUGAGGCCCUGGCAAGAGAGCUCCUCCAAUACCUGCGCACACCACCCAACCCGUUGAGCCAGGACCCCAUCACCUAUCAGCCGGGCUGCAUCCCCCAGCUCUUGGAGAAGCUCCGUCCCUAUGACCUGGCCAAGGGCGAGGUCAUCAUGAUCCUCAACCUCCGUCCCGCGUCCGUCGCUGCGCUGAACACCGUCAUUGAAGAGAUGUCGGAGCGCUUCGACGAGAACCAGCAGGAGGAAAUGGUCAACAUCAUUGCCGAAGUCCUCGGCACAUUUCCUCAAGAGGAGGCACAGGAGGAGGCCGGCGACGAGGGUGCUGCUUAG
Messenger RNA from Colletotrichum spaethianum, 438 nucleotides. Its product is annotated as DNA-directed RNA polymerase III subunit rpc9. Bases 1 to 438 code for a protein of 145 amino acids. The record is from RefSeq and is a predicted model, not a curated record. Gene Ontology annotation, cellular component: RNA polymerase III complex. The transcript is spliced from 2 exons. Gene Ontology annotation, biological process: transcription initiation at RNA polymerase III promoter. NCBI's taxonomy places the organism in Eukaryota, Fungi, Ascomycota, Sordariomycetes, Glomerellales, Glomerellaceae. Gene Ontology annotation, molecular function: nucleotide binding.